GUACACAAAUACACCUACAACUCUUCCCGGAGGUUCUUUUGGAGCACAGCUGUGCUUUUCAGCUUUCUUCCAAUAGUCGGGAGGAACCUUAAUCAUUUCGCUUUGAACAGGCAACAAGCACGAGAUGCAACAUGACUUUAUUUGGACUGUUGUUUUUUGUUCUGGCUUCAUGCUACUUCUUUACUGUCUAUAGCAGCCCGAGAGCUUUCCACCUGCGCAACAUGGACAGCUUCAUACGAGCCGUGGAGCAGGUGGAGGACUCCAACCACGGCCUGUCCCCCCUGUCUCUGGUCCGGGCCCUGCGGAGGACCGCCGGCCACGACGACGUAAUGACCAUCCAUUAUUUGGGCGCCUCAAAUAACCUCACUGAUGCUGAGGUCUUGGAGACGGCCAUCGUCAACGCCUCGUCCUUUAGCUUCUUUGACAAGGCCAUCCACCACUUCGUGACCAAUUACGGGGAGGAACGAGGGGUGGUUCUGGCUCCAGAUGGCACCACGGUAGCCCUUGCGCCCUUAUUGCUGGGAAUCGAAUCAGGACUGAAAGCCAGGACGGAGGGGACGCCGGCUGAGGGUGUCUUCGCUCUCACUUUAGGCAGGACGCUGGGCCUGUCCUUCCUCAGCCUCAAGGACUUUCCGCCAUCUUUUCGACUGGGGCCCAACGGGUGCUGGGACAGCGUGGACCACCCUAAGUUGUUCAAGCUGUCCAGGCCGCCCACACUGGCCACUGAUGCUGUUAUUAACGGGGGGAUGGACGGAGCCAUACUGGGCACGGACCUCGGCAGCCUGCCUGCAUCCGAGGAGCCGCCGGCCCUCAGUGGCCUUUUGAAAGGAUACUAUAGUUUCGUCCUUCGGGAAGGGCGGGGGCUUGAUGCGGUGACACGCCACAUCAGCCCCAGACGAAGGGAGAUCUCUAGAUUCAUUCUGGAGCCACUGGACCUUCACAGCCAGGUGAUGGAGACGCUAGCAUUGGUCUGGCAGUUAGAGAAGACAGAGUGGAUUGCGUUCGACCCUGGAGUAGCGACGGCGGUGAAGGACGGACUUGAGGCGUUUGUGCACAAGUACUGGGACUGCCCUCAAAUCAUCCCUCGCUGUCAGUGGAGGGCUAAAGCCCACCAGGGUACACCCAUCCCACUGUCCAUUCCCCUCCAGUUCCUCUAUGUUCACCACACCUAUGAGCCAUCCUCACCCUGUCUAACCUUCCCAAACUGCUCUCGGGACAUGAGAGCCAUGCAGCGUUUCCACCAGGAAGAUCGUGGUUGGGAGGACAUCGGAUACAGCUUCGUCGUCGGCUCCGACGGCUACGUGUACGAAGGCCGGGGCUGGAAACACCUCGGCAGACACACCCGAGGGCACAACGCCAUCGGGUACGGCGUGUCCAUCAUCGGUAACUACACCGCCACCCUGCCGUCUCGCCACGCCGCCGACCUGCUGCGCCAUCGUCUAGUCCGAUGUGCGGUAGAUGGAGGAUGGCUGGCUGCCAACUUCACCAUCCAAGGCCACAGGCAGGCGGUGAACUACACCUCCUGCCCCGGAGACGCCCUCUUCUCAGAAAUAAGAGGCUGGGAACACUUUGGGGAAUGAGCGGCGCCCCCGAGCAAGGCCCGUGUCCUCAAACGUCACAAUGGCUCGAAAGAGUACGACAACUGCCCCCAAUGUGGCUUUUUAUUUUUCAAUGAGUUUUAUAGUACAAAAUGGCUGUUGGAUGGGCAGUUUAGUUUGAAUUUCAAUUAUUUGGGUCCCCUGAAAGGGCCGUGCGACGACGUCAAUGUGCACACUGUCUUUGAUUCAGUGUGAACCAAAGACAGAAACACAAUCAGGAGGUCAUGAUUAAGGAUUGCUUAGACUUUUAAAAAUCUGAACAUCUUGUCAGGGUGAGCAGUAGCGUUUUAGAGCUUCAAUAAAGCAUAUACACAUGAUGGUA
This is a messenger RNA of Gasterosteus aculeatus aculeatus (three-spined stickleback), 1920 nucleotides long. Its product is annotated as N-acetylmuramoyl-L-alanine amidase. The record is from RefSeq and is a predicted model, not a curated record. NCBI's taxonomy places the organism in Eukaryota, Metazoa, Chordata, Actinopteri, Perciformes, Gasterosteidae. Gene Ontology annotation, biological process: peptidoglycan catabolic process. Gene Ontology annotation, molecular function: N-acetylmuramoyl-L-alanine amidase activity; zinc ion binding.